AGACGCUCGUGUUUACAUUUUAUGGGUAGAAGAGUUACAAUUACAAUUUAUAUUAUUAUUUAAUAUGGACCGUACAUUGUCAAACAUUAAUAAGCUUUAGAGGAUGACAGAAUGUCAGGCACAUACUUGGAAGAUAGGGUACUUACUAAAGUUCCCUUAAAAGAUGGAGAUAGUCAAGCGACUGCCGGGCUGUUGUGCAAGGGAAGCCGACCAGGGAAACGAUAAUACGAGUUAACCAUUAAAAAAGACAGGUAUGUCUCAUCUUGAAGACCCACUCUACAAGGACUGGGUGCGUUCUGCCCUGAGUCUUAAUUACCUUAAAGAAGGCAUAUAUGGCUUUGUUGACCAAUUUGCUAAACAACAUCAUAGCAACCUUCUUCAAAGUUACAUAAAGGGUACCGGGUCCCCUGCGACCAGUUGCACUGAAUGUACAUCCGAAAAUCUCAUGCCAGAUCAUCCAAGACAUCGAUGUAUUCAAAAAUUUAGAUCAAAGUGUUUCUGUAACAAUCCUGUUGGACGACGAAAAUGUCCUAACAACUUCUGCAGCAGAUUGUAUGACUUAAUUGUCAUUGCUCAUGACGAAAGAAACCCUUUAUGGAUCAAUACGGACCCAAGAAAAUGGUAUAGUGAUCAUUGGGAAAUCGCUAAGUGUUAUCUAUCAACUACUGGUUAUUCAGAACAAGGGACAGCUGCAAACACAGACGCUGCUGGCCUAUUGUCAAUUAUUGUGAAUAAUAUUGAAAUCCGUAAUUAUGUUGGUUGCGUAGAUAAUAUAAGAAAGGCUCGGGAUAUCCGCAAUGAUAUUAUGCAUUCAAAAUCCUUCCAAGUGGAUCAAAGUUCUUUAUAUCAAUAUAUCGAUCAGAUGAUUUUAGUUCUUCAAGAUCCCAAAACAUUAGUCACAGACGUAGCUUCUCAAAAUGCCGUUUUAAAAUUGGAAAAGUUAAAGAGAGAUCAGAUAUACAUUAGCUUAGAAGAUGCUUAUUAAAUGCGAAGACAAGCAUUAAAAGCUGUUGAAGAUGGUUUAAAAGCUGUUGAGGAUGGUGUAAAAAAGAUCGAAAAAACUAAAGACGAAGCCAUUCAACAAAUCGAGACAAAGAGAAAACAAACUCAUGAUAAUUUAGAUUCACACUUUGACCAGCGGCUACUGGAACAAAGCAAGAAAAUCGAAGCUGUAACGAUACGUAUGCAAACAGAGAAGAAUGAGUUCGAAAGUAAAUAUCAAACAGCUGUGAACGAAAUUGAAACAAAGGGGAAGCAGGUUACAGAAAACAUCGAUGCAUACUUUGAGAGUCGAGUGAAUGACUAUGAAAACAAAGUCGAAGAUCAGUCUAAAGAAAUUUCUGAUGUUGAAACUCUGAAUUCUGGGCUGACAGAAGAUGAAAAAGGUCUCCAAAGAUAUUUACUGGAAUUUUAUAGACAAGAAUAUGUUCUGAUACCAAUUUCUCCUCUUUCUACAAAGUACAGGAAAAGCGUUGAGGAGCUUUAUGUCCCGUUACAGGCAAAGAUAUUUUGCAAACAAAACAAUAACAAUGUACCCGCGACCAAACUAGCUGAUGUGUUUCAGCAAGACAAUAAAGUCAAGCGCAGCAUAUAUCUUACUGGAGAAGCAGGGAUAGGAAAAUCAACUUUUUGCAGGAAACUGAUUUCACUAUGGUGCACUGCUGGAGAAAAUGAAGGAAAAUUACAACACAAUUAUACUGCUGUUUUUGAUCUUGAUACCCAAUCUUCAACAGAGAAUGCAGAGAUACAGGUCGAUGAUGGGUUCCAUAAUUGCACGGAUGAUCUUUACUAUGAGUAUGAUAGUGAUUCAUACAGUGAUGAUAGCUCACUAUGUAAUCAAGACCUAAGUACAGAUACAACAGCAAAUGCGGUCCCAAGUUGUACAAGCAAUCAAGAUCCCCUCAACACAGUCGCUAAAAAAUCACAAAUCAACGAUAACGACACAGAUAAUGCAUCAAUCCAAAAGUUUGAUUUUCUUUUCUUCAUAUCUCUUCGCGAUACUAAUCAAGAGGUUUCCAUUGAAGAAAUGGUAGAAAAACAGCUUCUUUAUCAAAAUUUAAAACGUGUCGAAUGUUUCAAAAACACCAUUGAGAGAAUUCCAGAGAAGUGCCUUUUUAUUCUCGAUGGAUUGGACGAGUGGACACCGCCCAAACCUUUGCCAACACAUCCCACUGUUACAAAAGGUUUGCCUUUAAGCUCUGUUAGUGGAAAAUAUGUCAAAUUGUUCACGACUAGGAGAUGGAAAUACGAGAGUCUCAGUCCAUGCAUUGAAGAACAUGAAUCAGAAGUAAGACUGACGGGCAUAGGGAAGACAGCAUCAAGGGCACUCAUUGAAAAUAUGUUAGUUUCAAAAUAUCAAAUCUUUGCAUUUGAAACUGCCGUUAGCUUGAGCGACACAUAUGAUUUGACGUCCACUCCUCUUCUGCUCAAAUUACUAAUUUGCUUAUGGCAAGAAAAUUCUAAACUCGAAAGAUCUAAAACAGAGCUGUAUUGUUCAAUUAUAAAUAUUAUGCUUCAUCUGGCUGAAAGAAGAAAUGAUUUGAGUACUGAUAUUCCAACACAUCAAUUACCAGAAAUGUUGAAAGUGUUUCGAUACAUUAAAGACAAUAGCAACCUUGUCUUCAAGCUUUCACAAUUUGCAUUAUAUUCAUUGUUUGAAGAACCCUAUGGGUCUUCAGUCGUUUUUUCUGAGUUUGAUCUUUUGCAGCAAGGUUUGAGUUCCAGAGAAAUUCUUCUGUUUCUCCAAACGGGAAUUCUUACACAAAAGUCUAUAUCUAGUAAAUUAACAUUUAUCCCGAAAACAUCAUUAUCGUUUAUCCAUAAAAGUUUUCAAGAGUUUUUUGCUGCCGUGUAUAUUGCUUCUCAUGACAGUGACUUAAAUUAA
Messenger RNA from Ruditapes philippinarum (Manila clam), 2884 nucleotides. RefSeq lists its product as uncharacterized. Lineage: Eukaryota; Metazoa; Mollusca; Bivalvia; Venerida; Veneridae. The coding region runs from base 986 to 2884 and encodes 632 amino acids. The record is from RefSeq and is a predicted model, not a curated record. The transcript has 7 exons.